Abrus precatorius (Indian licorice) is the source of this 1577-nucleotide messenger RNA. RefSeq lists its product as uncharacterized. Gene Ontology annotation, cellular component: membrane. The coding region runs from base 324 to 1322 and encodes 332 amino acids. The transcript is spliced from 9 exons. Lineage: Eukaryota; Viridiplantae; Streptophyta; Magnoliopsida; Fabales; Fabaceae. The record is from RefSeq and is a predicted model, not a curated record.
UUGGCAACGGAACAUAGCGUCUUCUCUGGUGAAUAUUGGCUGAUUCCGAGCUCUGUAAAUUGGGUCAGCCACAGAUCAAUCAAUCGAAUAAUCAUAUUCAUACAUCAUACCUAUUUCCCUUUUUCAUAAUUCAUUAAUAAUACCAAGUUCAUUGGUUCAUUUAUUCACACCUCACACAUCUUCAGUUCAACCCCUCUCUCUCUCUCUCUCCCCUACGUACCCAUAUUAAAGGAAGAAGCAAAGUCAAUUCUUUCAGCAUUGACGCUUCAGCCCUCUUAAUUUUACUUCUCAACUGAUCCUUGAGCCAUAGUUGGCAACCCACCAUGACACAAGAUACUACCGCCCUAGGUUAUUGGUUGAAUGGGAGGUUCUUCCUCUGUGCAUUGUUUAUUAUAUUCAGUGUGGGUUUAGCAUCUUUUUUGAUAUGGAAGUACGAAGAAUUCAAUGAAUCAAGAAAUGAGAGGAGAGAGAGGCGGAGAGAAACACCUGGGUCGCUAUACGAGGAUGAUGCAUGGAAGGCAUGUCUUAAAGGAAUUCAUCCUGCAUGGCUGCUUGCUUACAGAAUAUUUUCUUUUGUUGUGCUUUUGGCUUUGAUCAUUACUAAUGUGGUUACUGAUGGAAUUGGCAUAUUUUACUUCUACACACAGUGGACAUUUACUUUGGUCACUAUUUACUUUGGGUUCGGGUCUUGUUUCUCCAUAUAUGGAUGUUGCUUUAAACACAAUAAAAUUGACGGCAGUUUAGUCAAUCAUGAUUAUUUAGAGACAGAACAAGGCAUUUAUGUGGCUCCUUCACUUGAUGGGAUUGUAGAUGUUCCUGACCUGUAUAAGAAUUCCAAUGCUUAUCAGGAACCUCCUACUCCAAGAACUGCAGGGGUAUGGGGUUAUAUUUUUCAAAUGAUUUUUCAGAUUUCUGCAGGUGCCGUAGUGCUCACUGACCUUGUAUUCUGGCUCCUCAUUUAUCCAUUUAUGACAUCCGAAGAUUUCAGGCUAAAUUUUAUGGAUGUUUGUUUGCACUCCCUUAACGCUUUGCUCCUCCUUGGUGAAACAUCAUUGAAUUGCAUGAGAUUUCCCAUGUUUCGAUUUGCAUAUUUUGUCUUGUGGACAGCUAUAUUUGUCAUUUUUCAGUGGAUCAUCCAUGCUUGUAUUUCAAUGCGGUGGCCUUAUCCUUUCCUUGAUUUGUCAUCCCCAUAUGCACCCUUAUGGUACCUAGCCGUGGGUGUAGUGCACAUUCCAUGCUAUGGUGUCUUUGCUUUGAUAGUGAAGUUGAAGCAGUUGUGGCUAUCUAAAUCGUUUCCUGGUUCCUGUCAGUUUGUAAGAUGAUGACACAUUCCAAAACACAUAUCAUCGGGGUAGGACUACUUUUUUUUUCAUGGCUAAAGCAUUUUUUAACUUCGAAGAUCAGAUUUGAAUCCCCCUUCCCGACGAAGGGUUUAGAGGACUCAAUUUUAUUUUUUUUUGGGGGGGGGGCGUAAUUUACUACUAAAGAUUGAAUUCAUUAAAGUGCUCUGGUCUAUUCUGUAAGGUUAUGCUGUUAUCUUCCAUUCAAAUUAAGUCUUUCACGUAUCCUGCCUCGAU